Molecule: messenger RNA, 1359 nt
Organism: Cajanus cajan (pigeon pea)
Lineage: Eukaryota; Viridiplantae; Streptophyta; Magnoliopsida; Fabales; Fabaceae
Biological process (GO): cellular response to heat
Source: RefSeq, a predicted model, not a curated record
UCUAUAAACCGUGCAAACAACACAAUCGCUGUCAAAUAUAUUUGUGGCACAAACAUCGUUGGAAUUUGGAGGUUUAUAUUGGUCGCUACGUGCUGGUUUAACUCAUUCUCAAUGGCCAUCGAGACAGGUAGAAAUACAAGACGGGUUGGAACAAGAACAAGCCCAUCAUCACCAGAACCACUGGUCGAAGAGAUCGUACCUAAUUCUGCAUGGACUGAGGACCAUGCACACCAUUUUCUUCUUGUAGAUCUUCCUGAAUUCACAAAGGAGGAGGUGGAGCUUCAAGUUGAUAGCUCCACUGGUCGUAUAUUUGUAAAAGGCGAAAGGCAAACAGAUGAACAUAAAUGUUUUCGCUUUGAACUUGCCUUUCCACUGCCAGCGGAUUCAGAUAUGGAUAACAUAUCCGGAAACUUCGAUAGUGAAACUGAAAUCCUUCACGUGUACGUCCCCAAGCGAAGUUCACAAGAGCACAGAGAAACUGAUGAUGAGAUACAGAAUGUUUCGAAUGGCAAUGUUGAAAGGCCUCAAGAAAUUGAAAGUGAUCAUGAGUACCACAAUGCGGUUAAUGAGGAGAGGGAUCAUUCUCCACACGACUGGGGUAGAGAGAAGGAAGAAAUAAAAAAUGAAAAUGCACAUAACAUAGAGGGUUUUUCUGAUGGAUUAACAAGAAGGAAGUUGGUGCAAAAACAUAACGUGUCAAGAGCUCUAGUGGAGGUUUUGAUGAGAAACAAGGGAGUUGUUGGAACUGCUAUUAUGGCUUUUUCCUUUGGAUUGUAUGUGUCUCAUAAGUUUCAUUCAUGGAGUGCACCAUAAGGGAAGUCCCUUGACACGCCAAACUGCCUUUAUGUCUCAUGUUUAUAUAUGUGUACCAUGUUGAUAUACAUUAGUAAUAAGAAAAUUUCUACGGUACCCACUAUAAUUGGGAUCAAAAUCUUGUGUCUCCAACUCCUGUCUCCAAAUCCAUAUCUUUCAAUCACAAAAUGCCACAUCAUUAUUUUUAAUUUUAAUUUUAAUUUUUAAAAAAUGUAACCGGUUAUGAUUUGUUGUUGGAACGUUAUGUAGUUCAACCCCUGUUUUAAUUUAUCUACUUUAAAGACACUUCUUGGGGUGUUCAUGUCCUCAGGUCUCUCCUAACAAGCGUGGUCCUUCACUGCAUCUCCCACCUGCAAAAACACGCACCCAUUAAUAACACCUCCGUAGUAAUAUAUCUUUUAACAUAACACAAGAAUGACAGAAGAAAUGGAACUACUAGGAAGAGAAGAGUAACUUGAACAUAAAUGGUGUCUGGAUGUGCAGUGGUUUUGAAAAGAUAAUUUGUGGCCCAACGAAUGGCUUCUCUUGCAUUCUGCAACUCACCCU